AUGCCUCCGGCUAAUGGGAAAACAUCAGUCACGGCGGAGGUUGCCCUUGUACCGCUCAAGAAUUGUCUUGUUAAUUUGCCAUCGUCGCUGGUUUCUCUGUUGAUAAACGCAAAUACGCCUGCCCAAAAUGUUGUUGUCGAAAUUCAGUACCACUCUACCGCCGGCGUGUCACAAUCGCAAAAAUUCUCCUACGUUGGCUGGACGGGUAUGCCAAGUAAGCGCAGGCUCUCACCGGUAGUCAGCAGAGACGGAAUUAGCGGUUCAAGAGGCUCCUCAAGAGAGCACGAGAUCCCCAUCUUGGAUAUAGAUUCUUCCUUUGGUAGAGUUUUGGGAUUGAGUGACGGUCAACGGGUCGGGUUGCUAUUGCAUCUCGACCCCCCAGUGGCUCAUACUGUCAAUAUAGAACCCCUAACAUCGGCGGAUUGGGAGAUUAUUGAGCUGCAUGCUACAUUCCUAGAACUUAAUCUCCUGUCUCAAAUUCGCGCUCUUCCAAACCCGGCAUAUAGCAUGGCAACAUCUGGACAAAUAUCCCAUUCCCAUAGCCUCACACUACAUCUGUCACCCACCUCAACGGCCAACAUUACCAUCACCUCACUAAUUCCACCGCCGCCUUCCACUUCGCCUUUUGCGAAAAUUGCACCAGAUGCUGAAGUUAUAGUUGCUCCAAAAGUGCGUCCAAAAUUUGGAAGACCUUCGCGCAGCGAAAUUAGGAGCACGGCGAGCGCUGGGAGCAAAAGCAUCAGUGGUCGUAGCAGUGGAAGUACUAUCCGUCCCAGGAGUAGCCAUUCCGAUUUGGCGUCGCGCGGAACAGUCUAUCUUCGAGGUGUAGAUCGGAGCGUGGCUCGGAAUUGGUUUGAUGAGGGUGCAGACAAUCAGAAAAACGAGGGACUUAGGAUAUGGGUUGACUAUGACAUCCUGGCGAAAAAUGAGCUGCGCGGAGCAAUAUGGGCAUGCGUCUCGAUAGUAACUCCACCCGGACUACUUCCACCUGUCGACCCUCAACAGCAGGUACAGCAAAAGGAGCAAGAGACCUCUGAUGCAGGCAAGGCUUCCAAGAAAGUUGUUGCCAGAAUUCUCCCAUGGGUUCAAAGCCCUGAUUGCCAACAUGUCACCCUUUCCUCCCAACUCUGUUCCGCCCUAGGAUCUGGUGGAAUGGUUGGGGGGAUUGUUCGUGUUGAGCCAGCGCCCCUUCCAAUCCAGUGGUCUUCUGUAAAAUCAAUCAAAGUCUUUCCUUUCGCUACGGCCUCGCUGAAAAAGAAGGAUGGUUUAAAAUUCGGUGGCGAUCCAUCUGCAUCCCGCGAUGCUCUGGCUGAAAAAACUAAACUAUUAUAUGGCACCCCAGGUUCAUCGGGUACAGGAAUGCUGUCGGGCCCAAUCACAGAUGGGAUGAUUUUGCCCAGCCUUGAAGACCGAUUCACAUCGUCUGACUUUGAAGGCGCUAUUGUUCGCUUCGACCCUCCAUUGAACACGUCUUCGGAUGCUGGUGGCAGGCCUGCGUUUGGCUGGCUUCUGGGCUCGGAAUGCAGAGCCAACUUAGAGAUCCAGCCAGAAAUACCAAUACCGCAGGACAGUGUUCCUUCAUUCUCCCCAUCUACUGUUCUCAUUCCAUAUGAAGCGCCUAUUUUGGUAGGGAUAGAUACAACUAUCGAAAGUUGUUUAUCGAAUCUUACUCGGUCGUCAUCGGUUCUUCUUACUGGCGGUUUAGGGGCAGGCAAGACAUCUCUCUGCCAUUUACUAGCUAACAGUUUACGGGAGGAUUACCUAUUUAACGUCUCCUAUUUUUCUUGCCGGAAGUUGGUCACGGAUGAAACACGAAUUUUCGCCAUUAAGGAAACGCUUCAUCGCCUUUUCUUGUCUGCAACCUGGUGUGCUAGGCAAGGUGGCAAGUCAAUCGUGAUCUUGGAUGACCUUGAUCGACUCUGUCCUGUGGAAACAGAGCUUCAAGUUGGCGGUGAGAAUGGAAGGAGUCGCCAGAUCAGUGAGAUCGUGUGUUCAACAGUAAGAGAAUUCUGUUCGGCUAGGUCUUCGGUUGUGAUACUUGCGACAGCACAAGCGAAAGAAUCCCUUAACAACGUUGUUGUUGGAGGUCAUGUUGUACGGGAAAUCAUUAGCUUGAAGGCGCCAAAUAAGGACGGAAGAAGAAAAAUUUUGGAGAAAUUAACUUUUGAGGACGCGGCGGCUGCAACUUUCCAAAUUAAAGUCAACGGUCAUUCUAGAAGUCGCAGCUCGUCCACGCAAGAGACUUGGCUCGACCCCUCAAAUCCCGGCAGCCGACCAAGUUCGUCCCGCGGGUCCGAUGGUUUCGUUUUGAGCCGAGACUUGGAUUUUCUUGACUUAGCUGGAAAGACAGACGGAUACAUGCCCGGAGAUCUCGUCCUUUUAACUGCUCGUGCAAGGAAUGAAGUUCUGAUCCGUUUGGUUAAAGAUACAUCAUCUGUUUCGGCCACAGUUACAUUGGGUACAGAAGAUUUUGCCCGUGCGCUGAAGGGAUUUACCCCUGCAUCUCUCCGCAAUGUCACUCUGACAUCCUCCUCGACCACCUUUGCGUCAAUAGGUGGGCUUCAUGAGACGAGAAAAACACUCCUCGAAACCCUUCAGUAUCCCACAACAUAUGCACCGAUAUUUGCUCAGUGUCCACUUCGCCUACGUUCUGGUUUGUUGCUUUAUGGAUUUCCGGGAUGCGGGAAAACACUUCUUGCAAGUGCAGUUGCGGGGGAGUGCGGACUCAACUUCAUCAGUGUAAAGGGCCCCGAAAUUCUCAACAAGUAUAUCGGAGCAAGUGAAAAAAGCGUGCGCGAUUUAUUUGAACGAGCUGAGGCUGCGAGGCCCUGCGUCCUUUUCUUCGAUGAAUUCGACAGUAUCGCGCCAAAGCGAGGACAUGACUCCACAGGUGUCACUGAUAGAGUAGUCAAUCAGCUUCUUACCCAGAUGGAUGGUGCGGAAGGGCUUUCGGGAGUGUACGUUCUGGCAGCUACGUCACGACCAGACCUCAUUGACCCCGCUUUGCUCCGACCGGGACGUCUCGAUAAAUCCCUUCUGUGCGACAUGCCUUCACACUUAGACCGGGUGGAUAUCAUCAAAACCCUGAGCAAGAAACUCAAACUUAGAGAGGAAGUAAUGGCGCGAGUUGAGGAAAUUGCUGAUCGUACAGAGGGAUAUUCCGGUGCCGAUCUGCAGGCAGUUUUAUAUAACGCCCAUCUCGAAGCCAUCCACGACGUUUUGGGCGAUAGAUCUUCCGAUCCAAAUUCACAGACUAAAUCGAAAGCGUUAGCAAACAGCGUCAAACCAGGAGUCAACGGUGCCACUCACUCAGGCCAAUCGGCAAGUAGGCCCUUUAUCCAAUUCCUGUACUCUUCAGACCAGCAUGCUACAGCUCUAGCAUCUGGGUACCGACCAACUGACAGCUCCGCUGCCUCUCUGAUCCCGUCUGCUAUUGUGGCAGCAAAACUAGACGCGAUUAAACAAGCCCGCAGACGUCAACGCCAGAUCUCACGUGAAGGAUUAGAUUCGCUAACUGAGGCUUCUACGAGCCGUGCCAAUAGUGUGGACGGUGCUAAUAAAAGUGCUGUUGAUGACAUCCAUAUAGGCUGGACCCACAUCGAGCGAUCCAUUGCUACCACUCGGUGUUCCAUCAGUGACGUGGAGCGGAAGCGCCUCGAAGUCAUCUAUAGGGAAUUCAUUGUGGGGAGGAACGGGGAGAUGCCUUCUGGAGAGGGCGGACGGGAGAUUGGAGGAAGAACAAGCUUGAUGUGA
Molecule: messenger RNA, 3753 nt
Organism: Paracoccidioides brasiliensis Pb18
Product: AAA family ATPase peroxin 1
Exons: 4
Coding region: 1-3753 (1250 amino acids)
Biological process (GO): protein import into peroxisome matrix
Cellular component (GO): peroxisome; peroxisomal membrane; cytosol
Molecular function (GO): ATP binding; ATP hydrolysis activity
Source: RefSeq, a predicted model, not a curated record